This is a messenger RNA of Epinephelus fuscoguttatus (brown-marbled grouper), 2912 nucleotides long. RefSeq names its product serine/threonine-protein kinase BRSK2. Gene Ontology annotation, molecular function: tau-protein kinase activity; ATP binding; protein serine/threonine kinase activity. The coding region runs from base 250 to 2430 and encodes 726 amino acids. The record is from RefSeq and is a predicted model, not a curated record. NCBI's taxonomy places the organism in Eukaryota, Metazoa, Chordata, Actinopteri, Perciformes, Serranidae. Gene Ontology annotation, biological process: protein phosphorylation; intracellular signal transduction; microtubule cytoskeleton organization. Gene Ontology annotation, cellular component: cytoplasm. The transcript has 20 exons.
UCCACCGACGAUGAUAUUCGAGGCACUUGCGGCUCGUCUGCAGCGCUAGGAGAAAAGAGGAGAGAAAGAGAGAACCUCACCUCCUCAAACAGCGAGUGAGGUAGAGGAGAAAAAGAGACAGAGCGCGAGAGGAAGACAAGAGGCUGUGGAGUAAAACGGAAAGACAACAGCGGCUUGGACCUCCAGCACAGGAGUGUUUAAUUGUCUGCAGCUUUAUUGUAAAGUGUCUAAUUUCCACACAGAUCCGACAUGUCAUCGUCCGGUAAAGACAACAGCGGUGCCCAACAUGCCAAUUACGUGGGACCUUACCGUUUGGAGAAGACGCUCGGGAAAGGACAGACAGGGUUGGUCAAGCUGGGAAUCCACUGUGUAACAUGCCAGAAAGUCGCCAUAAAGAUUGUCAACCGUGAGAAACUCAGUGAGUCAGUACUAAUGAAGGUGGAGCGAGAAAUAGCUAUUCUGAAGCUCAUAGAACACCCGCAUGUCUUAAAGCUACAUGAUGUCUACGAAAAUAAAAAAUACUUGUACCUUGUGCUAGAACAUGUGUCUGGUGGUGAGCUGUUUGACUACUUGGUGAAGAAGGGCAGGUUAACACCUAAAGAGGCCAGGAAAUUCUUCAGACAGAUCAUGUCUGCCCUGGAUUUUUGCCACAGUCAUUCCAUAUGCCACAGGGAUCUGAAGCCUGAGAACCUGUUGCUAGAUGAAAAGAACAACAUCAGGAUAGCAGACUUUGGCAUGGCCUCCCUUCAGGUCGGCGACAGUCUGCUGGAAACCAGCUGCGGAUCUCCACACUACGCCUGUCCAGAGGUCAUCAGGGGAGAGAAGUAUGACGGGAGGAAAGCAGACGUCUGGAGCUGUGGGGUCAUUCUUUUUGCCCUGUUGGUGGGUGCCCUGCCGUUCGAUGAUGACAACCUGAGGAAUCUGCUAGAGAAGGUGAAGUUGGGAGUGUUUCACAUGCCACACUUCAUCCCUCCAGACUGUCAGAACCUCCUCCGUGGCAUGAUCGAAGUGGAUGCCACCAAAAGAUUAACGUUAGAACAGAUCCAGAAGCACACAUGGUACAUAGGGGGGAAGAACGAACCAGAACCAGAGCAGCCGGUGCCCAGGAAGGUGACCAUCCGCAGCCUGCCCUCCGCAGACGACAUCGACCCAGACGUACUGGACAGCAUGCACUCCUUGGGCUGCUUCAGAGACAAAAACAAACUACUGAAAGACCUGCUCUCAGACGAUGACAACCAAGAAAAGAUGAUCUACUUCCUGUUACUGGACCGUAAGGAAAGGUACCCCAGUCAGGAGGACCAGAACCUUCCCCCUCGCAACGAGAUUGAUCCCCCAAGGAAGCGGGUGGACUCUCCGAUGUUGAACCGUCACGGCAAGAGGAGACCGGAGAGGAAGUCCAUGGAGGUCCUCAGUGUCACAGACGGAGGCUCACCUGUACCAGCAAGGAGGGCUAUUGACAUGACACAGCAUGGACAGAGUAAAUCAGUGUACAGUAAAAGCUUGGAUAUUCCUGACGCCAGUACAAAAUGCAGCAAAGAAGAAAGGUCGCGGUCUAUUAGUGGAGCCUCCUCUGGCCUCUCCACCAGCCCCCUCAGCAGCCCACGGGUCACCCCUCACCCCUCCCCUCGAGGCAGCCCCCUCCCUACCCCAAAGGGCACCCCGGUGCACACUCCCAAGGACAGCCCGGCCGGGACGCCCACCCCAACGCCGCCCCCCAGCCCUUCCAUCGGAGGCAUGCCUUGGAGGACGCGCCUCAACUCCAUCAAAAACAGCUUCCUGGGCUCACCACGGUUCCACCGCAGGAAACUCCAAGUUCCCACACAAGAAGAGAUGUCCAGUCUCACACCAGAGUCUUCCCCAGAACUUGCCAAAAAAUCCUGGUUUGGUAACUUCAUCAACCUGGAAAAAGAGGAGCAGAUCUUCAUCGUCAUCAGAGACAAGCCUCUCAGCUCCAUCAAGGCAGACAUCGUUCAAGCCUUUCUCUCGAUCCCCAGCCUGAGCCACAGCGUGAUCUCUCAGACCAGUUUUCGAGCAGAGUACAAGUCCACGGCCGGCCCUACGGUUUUCCAGAAGCCGGUGAAAUUCCAGGUGGAUAUCACCUACACGGAGAGCACAGCUGCCACCAAGGAGAACGGCAUCUACUCUGUCACCUUCACCCUGCUCUCAGGACCCAGCCGGCGCUUUAAGCGAGUAGUGGAGACGAUUCAGAGCCAGUUGUUAAGCACACAUGACCAGCCAGGGGUCCAACAGCUGUCUGACGAGAAGAACGGACAGGUGCCCUACCCCUCUGGCACGCCCACCAAGCGCUGCCCCUCGCCCAUGCACGUCCGGAGGCACGAGCCAGAACAUAAUGACACCAAAUGCCCCGCCGCGGGCCGAGACAGAGCCAAGUUGGCGAUGGCGUCCGUGGGGACACUGGAGGAGUCAUAGGUCGAGAGGCUGUGUAGUCAAGCCAGCGCUAAAAACCCAUCCCAGUAUCACUAUAAGAGAAUAUCCUAUCUGUACAUAGCUAGAUGUACAUAUCAUUUAUGGACACUUUUUUGUAUAAAAUGACUUUAUAUAGAUAGAAAUAUAUUAAGAGAAUCAAAGUGAUAUUUUACAAACAGUAUACUGCACCUACAUGACACACACACACACACACACACACACUCCUGUCCUUCCACUCACUCCCCCUUUCAUUAUCCACCAUCAUCAUCAUCCACCCCUCUGCCCCAACCAUCUGAUCGCCCUGUGGCUCUGUUUUUUGCUCCGUCGCUGCUAACCUGUGUGAUGACCUGACUUGUUUCUGAUACCAGGAAUUAUCCAGAAAACCUAUUAAGCCCCUCCUCCUGCUCCUUCCCUCCACCACCACCUCCACCACCACCACCACCCUCCCCCCACGAGCGUGCCGAGAAGGGACGGACAUUUGUUGA